CUCAUGGGUAACAAACCUGCGAAGCAAGAGAAGGAUGAACUUCUUUUGAAGUUUCCCCUUCCUGUCGACCCUGGUUUUGCCCGAUGGCUUGCUCGUGAUAUUCAGAGGGUUGAGGGUUACACCGUGAAGAACUGCCAGAGCCUGAAGCCACCAGAUCAUUACAUUGAGUUCAUGCACUUGAAUGGAUGGCUAGACUUGGAUUUAGACGACCCAGAUUUGGCUCACUUGUUCAAGUGAUAAACUGUUUGUUCUCCUUGUAGAUUGAAUGAGACUAUAAGCGUUAUGCUUGAAUUGUAUAUGCUUUCAUAUUGUUCUACUGGUUCUCUCAAAACUAUCUUAAUGAAUUCAUAAUGCUAAACAUUUAUUGUUGAUUACAAUUCAAUUACAAGAUAUAUAAUUGUUUUCUUA
This is a messenger RNA of Chenopodium quinoa (quinoa), 408 nucleotides long. RefSeq lists its product as uncharacterized. The record is from RefSeq and is a predicted model, not a curated record. The transcript has a single exon. Bases 4 to 237 code for a protein of 77 amino acids. NCBI's taxonomy places the organism in Eukaryota, Viridiplantae, Streptophyta, Magnoliopsida, Caryophyllales, Amaranthaceae.